Molecule: messenger RNA, 573 nt
Organism: Lytechinus pictus (painted urchin)
Lineage: Eukaryota; Metazoa; Echinodermata; Echinoidea; Temnopleuroida; Toxopneustidae
Exons: 3
Coding region: 1-573 (190 amino acids)
Source: RefSeq, a predicted model, not a curated record
AUGUAUUACUUCGGCUUUAGCACGGCUAAUCUGAUUGGAUGCUUGAGCAUUCAAGGAAUUCCUACCUACUGGGAUGAUUUUAUUGAGACAGCAGCUAGCGAGUAUGCCCUUCACAAAGCACCCCUUCUUGCAUCUACAACCCUUAAUAGAGGCAAAGGAGAGCGUAUCCUCAAUCCAGAUCUUGUUCAUAAAGAAGAAUCUCCCUGGGGGAUUGAAAGAGAAGAAUGGUGUAAAAGCCCCAUCUUCAAUGCCACAUUUGCCAGACAGAACCCUGCCCAGCCAGCUCAAGUCAACAAGAACAGCUUCCUGCAAGGUGGGAAGAGCUUCUUCGGAGACACCCUUGGCUACGGUCUCGACAACACUGGUGGAUUAGGGACUAGUGGUGGCGGCAAUGGCACAGGGGUUAGUUAUAAUUUUGGAGCUGGUGGAGGAGGAAUAGGAGGUGGAGGGUUUGGUAGACCCAUGAUCAUGGAUGAUAGGAAUACCAGAGCAUACGCAUCUUGGCUUCAAUGGUGGAAGAGUACUGUCAGCUGUGAGGAUUAUAUCAAAUAUGUAUCCUCUCAGGUAAAAUAG